Messenger RNA from Bactrocera tryoni, 952 nucleotides. RefSeq lists its product as uncharacterized. The record is from RefSeq and is a predicted model, not a curated record. The transcript has 3 exons. The coding region runs from base 449 to 697 and encodes 82 amino acids. Lineage: Eukaryota; Metazoa; Arthropoda; Insecta; Diptera; Tephritidae.
UUCUUCAGACGCAAUUGAAAAAUGUACAGCAAACAAGACAUCACCUCCUAUUCUGCUCAACCGGUCAUAUCUAAAGAUUUCAAAUUCGCUAUUGAAUAUCUCAAUAUCAAAAAUGUGGGGCUUUAGACAGGUUUAUGUGAAAGCAAUGAUUUUAAAAUUACAAAUAAUUUUUUUGAAUCAACGGGUGAAGAUGAAAACACAAACUCAGGAGAUAAUAUUAUUCAGCCUUAUCGUGGACUUCGUGUCAACGCCAUUCCCAAUGAAAAAAUUCUCAAAUUUGUGUUUUUCUUAUCGUGAACUUCACAUGGGAAAAAUUUCCCAUAUUCGAAAAUAUUCUCAAACCGUAAAAGUAUUUCUUUUCAUGUGAAAACCUAAAAUUCGUUCACAAAGGCAUUGAGAAGGAACAAAUUUCCAUUAAAAUGUACAGCUGACGUAUUUGGUCAACAUCAUGUCGGAAAAUCCUAAUAUAGGAAAAGGAUUUCAGAAGGAGAACAAGGAAAAUGUAAAUUCAUAUUGGAAGAAGUUGUAUGAUUUCCUCAACAGCAUGGGGCCGCCAUUGAAAUCAAAUGCAGAAUGGAAAAAGAUAGACCAGAAGGGAUGUAUGCGGAAAAAUAAAAAAACACCGGCGAAGGACUGUGUAAAGAGUAUGCAUUCUCUGUUCUGGCACAGUCAAUUUUGGAUUUAUCAGCGACAAUAGAAAGCGUGGAAGGUUUAGAUGGUAAAAGGGUUUUAUUUUACAAGCUAGCUCAUCUAACGCAAUUGAUAGCAACCAGUGUGAAACAACCAAGAACGAAGAAUGUGAUGUAGACACAGAUACAGAAGACUAAAGUUUUUUGAAUAGAAGUGAAACUCCAACGGAAAAUACAAGUACCACCCUUGUUCACAAGUCGAAACGACAAACACAGAAAAAAACAAAUACUUCUGAACUACUGAGAAUGGAACUGCAAAUACA